AUGAAUCCCGAUCAAUCCUUUGUCGGCUCCCCGUCCAAGCAGCCCUCGGAAUCGCUCAAGAUCCAUCGCUCGCUCAUCCGCUUCGAGUCCAUCCUUGACCUGAAAGAGGCUUCAAGCCUUCGCACGGCCAACACUCUGGAGGAGGAGCUUUCACCUGCUACAGCCGACGACUUUGCAUUCUUCACCACAGAUAUUCCGCUUCCUGCAAGUGCCAAGACCCCACCACUCGAUCCGCUCCAGGCAUUCUUUCCCUAUGAGACCGAGCUGAUAGACGUCUCGCAGCUUGGGUCCACAGCCAUCAUCAGCCCGCAUCUCUCGGCCCAACCCGCAAAGCCUAUUCCCCAAGCACAUGCCGUGAGCUGGUCGGUUGCUACUGAGCAGGGCUAUCGAAACAUCGGCAUCUACAACAGCUCUGUUUCGCCUCAACGCCAGCCCAUCCAUUCCGUCAUGGAAGACAUUCACUGGCCCACCUCGAACGAACACCCUACCAUCUCUGUCGCCAACCCACUGCCCCAACCCAGCUUGACCUUUGACCCGCUCUUCCAGCCAGCGGGCUCGCAACCGUCCGCAUCGAGCCGCACUCCGUCGCACUCUGGCUUGCCGCCGAUGCCUCCCCUGCCUCAGUGUCCGUUUCCCUCGCGCACGUCUUCUCGGCAGUCCGUCGGGUUCUCGUCCUCGUCCUCGUCGUCUUCGUCGUCGGCCGCCUCUUCGUUCCGAGAACACUUCCAGGCUCAGCUCGCACCGCAAACCUCGCUAUUUAUCUUGGCUGACGGCCAUGGCGGUGUCGAUGCCGCUCGCUUCUUUGUAUCCCGCGCUCGCGAGCUGGUGACCCAGCUGCUCCAGUCACAGCCCUGGAACUUUGAGCUGGCGUCGGACCGGACCUACUUCGAGUCUUGUGUCGGCACCAUCUUCCAGUCUAUGGACACCGAAUUCUGCAAGACCAAGAUCGAGGAGUAUCGCAAGUGGAUCGAACUGUACUCACCCGAACUCCCCAAGGAAACCCGACCCAUCGACGACGGAUGCACCCUCGUUGUCAACGUCAUCCACGGCGGUUGGCUGGUCAACUGCAACGUUGGCGACUCGCGGACCAUCGUUAUUACUUCCUCACCGCAGAAGUCUGCCCGCACCGAGCCGUCGUUCCUGAUGCCCAGCUUUCCCCAGCGCUUGCCGUCGCCGUCUCCCACCAACGCCUCGGGCUGGUCUCCGAUCUUUGCCAGCGACGACCACAACAUGACUCACCCAGAAAAGCUCUUCCACAUCUACAAGAACGGCGGCGAGUUUGUGACCUCCGCGGGUGUCCUUCGCCAAGUUGAAAUCAUAGACCCUACGUCUGUAUCGGCAACGGGCCAGCCCCAGCGCAGAAUCUACACCGAGCUCAACGGCAGCCGCAUCUACCGCCGACUAACACCCGAGAUCCAGCGCGUCGGCGUCUCCAAUCGCCGUACCCUCAACCUCACCGCCACCAUGGGCGAUUUGGUCUUUAAGGUCGAGCCCGCUGUGCUUUCCGUUCAGCCGGACGUCGACUUUGUCCGCCUCCAAAGCGACCAAGACUACGUCGUCAUUGUUGCCACCGAUGGCGUCUGGGACCACAUGCGUGUCCAGGGCGAAGGCGGCAACCAUGCCAUUGCCGAGUACAUUGGCUCCCGCAUCAACUCCUGGAACGAGCUCAAGCAAAGGCACGCCGCGCAGUCAAGCAUCGACAUCUCCCGCUUGCGCAUGCGCUCGGAUGAUGCACUUUCCCGUCCACCGGCCAUCUCAUCGGCCAUCCCCAGCGUUAUUCAGACGACGCUGUCCUCGCUCAUCAAUCCCCUGACGCCGACGCCGUCUCCCUCGCCGCCACCUUCGCCUUCACAGGGCCAAAGCGCAGAUAACGUGCCCUCCAACCCCUCGUCCGUCAAGACGUGGUGCAAGGUCGAGUCGCCCCUGCAAGAGCCAGAAGAACCCCUGCCUCCGCUGCCGCCGCUCCAGGAGCUUCUCUCUGAGCUGGCCCAGUCGCUGGUUUCGCGCGAGUCGGCCACCCACAACACCGGACUAUUUAUUUUGAGGCAGAUCCGCUACGAUGAUGCGACCUCGUUCCUCAUCCAUUUGGGAGCCAACAAGUGA
Molecule: messenger RNA, 2103 nt
Organism: Polychytrium aggregatum
Lineage: Eukaryota; Fungi; Chytridiomycota; Chytridiomycetes; Polychytriales
Product: phosphatase 2C-like domain-containing protein
Exons: 2
Coding region: 1-2103 (700 amino acids)
Biological process (GO): protein dephosphorylation
Molecular function (GO): protein serine/threonine phosphatase activity
Source: RefSeq, a predicted model, not a curated record